Molecule: messenger RNA, 133 nt
Organism: Racocetra persica
Lineage: Eukaryota; Fungi; Glomeromycota; Glomeromycetes; Diversisporales; Gigasporaceae
Source: the annotation of a GenBank genome assembly
ACUUAUAGAUCAUAAGUCAUUUCUGGUAUCAUCGUUAUUGGAGCAUUGUUAUUCGAAUCGUUUUUGGAUCAUUGUUACUGGAAUUGUGGUGUUGAAAUCAUCGUUACAGGUAUCAUUUUUAGAUCGUCGUUAG